CAGCUUCAUUGUGCAGGAAUUCAACAAGGGCGAUGGCUCAUUUCUGUAUUUCAGACUUGUGUCUGUGAACAACUAAUUUCACCUCAAAGUUGAAGCUCUAUCAAGAUUUGAUCUCACAACUGACGUUGUAAUUUUGGUAAGAUGCGACUAGUCUGGAAGAAUGUUUGUGCAGAAACGUGUCACUCUGUAAAUUCAAGUGUGGAUAGCUGUGAAGAUUACUGCAGUCAGCUGCUGCAGACAGGAAUAACCACCGACUGCACUGUUUUACCGAGUUCCUCAGCAAGAUGCCUGCCCUAUUGGAUUACAAAUUAAUGACAAGUCCAGUAGGAAUUGUAAGAUUCUUUGAAAUCUUUCUCUCAUGUACAGCAUUCAGCCUGGUUGCCCAUAUUGGGCAAUACUCUGGUCCUUUUGGAGGUUGGUGCAUGUUUACAUGGUGCUUCUCAUUCGCGAUUUCAGUUCUGAUUGUUGUGCUGGAGCUGACGGCCCUUUACUCGAGAAUUCCGAUAUCCUGGGAUGAUUUCACUACAUCGUUUGCAAUGCUUGCUUUGCUGAUGAACUUAACUGCUUCGCUCAUUUACCCUACCAUUUUCCUCGAGUCGGCCAAUCAAAUGGACUUUAAAAUAGCUGCCACUGCUAUGUCUUGCUUGUGCUUUGUUGCUUAUGCAGUUGAAGUUGGCCUCACACGAGCAAAGCCUGGCGAAAUCAGUGGAUUUUUAAAGACCGUUCCCGGGCUCCUGAAAGUGUUGGAAGCUUUCAUCGCCUGUAUUAUCUUUGUAAUUGUCCAGCGCUCAUAUCAGGCUAACAGUGGCCGGCAGUGGUGUAUGGCAGUGUAUUGCAUAUGCUUUAUCAUCACUUUUUCCAUCAUCAUUUUAACCAUUGCAAAGCUCAUCACGAUGCUACCAUUUCCGUUUGAGAGAUUUUUGACAGUCUACAACAUUGUGGCUGUACUGAUGUACAUUACUGCAGCGAUCAUCUGGCCAAUCUUCUGCUUCAGUGCACGCUAUGGUCACUCAAACAGACCGUCCAACUGUGAAAGAGGAAACUGCUCUUGGGAUAAUCAAGUCGCAGCAACUGUUUUAACCUUCGCUAAUCUUGCUGUAUACAUUGUGGAUCUGGUUUAUUCUGCCAGAUUAGUCUUUAUUCCUCGAGUAUAAAGCUUCCAAAACUAUAUUCAUUAGCAAUGGAGAAAGAUAGCCUGGUUUGGUAAUCUGA
Molecule: messenger RNA, 1212 nt
Organism: Carcharodon carcharias (great white shark)
Lineage: Eukaryota; Metazoa; Chordata; Chondrichthyes; Lamniformes; Lamnidae
Product: myeloid-associated differentiation marker homolog
Exons: 2
Coding region: 285-1154 (289 amino acids)
Cellular component (GO): membrane
Source: RefSeq, a predicted model, not a curated record